UGGAUUCUAACCCUUUUAGAGAGGAGUCGGCUCCGAAGCGAAGCUCUGUCUCAAGUAGAAUCCGUUUCCAACAUGUUCUUCCUGCUCUAAUUGAAGCUUGAAUUGGGGACUAUUGUUUAGAGCUUAGGUUAUCUGCUUUACAAGUCAUGUCUGUACAAAAUGAAGAUGAUACUCAGCUUUCAUCUCACUUUUAUGGGGGUCUCUUGGAUUCCAUAAUUGUUGAUGUUGCAUCCGAGUGUCAUCGGACAGCAAAGUUGGGCCUUGAUCAUAAUUUGGAGGAAGAGGAAGAAGAAAUGAGGUUAUCGGCACAAGCCCGAGCAAGGGUAGCUGAUCCUAGUAACAGUGGUGAAACAAAUAACAAGUAUGUGGUGGAUAUAUUUGGACAAACACACCCUUCUGUUGCCAGUGAAAUAUUUGAAUGCAUGAACUGUGGGAGAUCCAUUUCUGCAGGGAGGUUUGCUCCUCACUUGGAGAAAUGCAUGGGAAAGGGUAGAAAGGCUCGUCUCAAGGUUACUAGGAGUACCACAUCUGCACAAAACCAUUAUUCACGAGGCAGCCCUGUUUCCACGCAUUCAUCAUUUUCAAAUUCUACGAGCACAAAUCGGUUAUCAAAUGGAACACCUGGUGUUGCAGGUGAGGAGUACUCCAAUGGCACUUACGAGGGACCAUGAAACAAACUGGAGCAAAGGCUAUUAACAUGUCAAUAUACUCGAUGUGUAAUGAACCUAGUUAAACUGAACUCCAAGUUGUCUCGCCAUCUUUUUCAAAAUGUGUUGGGUGAACUGAGACAUUAGUUUGGUUGGAGGCAACAUUUAUGAAGGUUUGAAUUUGCCGAAGUUUUUGGAUGCGUUUGAACUGUAUGUUUUGCUCUUUUAUUGGUGGUGUUAAUUUUGUAUAAAAGACAAAAAGGGCGGUAGGGAUUGAAGGAAAUAGACAUGAGAGCAUCAUUCUCAUUUCACUUGA
Molecule: messenger RNA, 963 nt
Organism: Hibiscus syriacus
Lineage: Eukaryota; Viridiplantae; Streptophyta; Magnoliopsida; Malvales; Malvaceae
Product: SAGA-associated factor 11-like
Exons: 4
Coding region: 147-671 (174 amino acids)
Cellular component (GO): SAGA-type complex; DUBm complex
Source: RefSeq, a predicted model, not a curated record